AUGCGGCAAUGGGCUUUUAUCGCCAGACGAUAUAAGCCUCAUACGAGGCCGCAGGUAUCGGUAAUGUCUGGGGUCGAUUUAAAGCGCGGCUUGUGGACGGCAGUGUACUCUUUGGAACAGAAAAAAGCGUACGAGGCCCUCCUCGAACAACUGGAUUCCUUGCAUUCUGACCAAACACCCGCGACUCGAACAAGUAUACACCGGAAUAUUGAUAAGCUUCCCAACAAGUACGAUUUGCUGGGGUAUCUUAUGCGCAAUGACAAUAAAUCGCGAGCCCAGCAUCUACUAUCCACCAUGACUCGCAACCUUGUUCUUAUAAACGCUGCCAACUUGUACAUAGCAAGGUCAUAUGAUCUUCUAGCUCCCGAGAACGAUAUGAUUUUCAAGCACAUCAAACGCAUGAUACCGCGAACGUUGGAUCCUCGAAGUAGAAAGCUACUGCGUCGACUCGACACUGAUAAACCGAUUAACGUGAUGGUUGCAAUUUACCGAAUGGCUAUCUGUCUCAAUUUGCACCUUCUAGCUGGCCAGAUAAUCCGGGAGACUCUGUGGCACUCUCUGCAAACCGGCAUGGGCCCUUUUUUGGAACUGCUCAAUUACCAUAAUAUCUCACUAUAUAUUGAUCUGACGUGCGUUAAACAUCCACAGACAGACGUACAGGACUUGAAGCAGGUAUUUCGAAUUGUUUCGCUCUACGACAUGGCAGCUACCAAACACAACAGCAGAGAAAUCAAACAGAUUCCACUGUAUCCAUUUACAUCGUCUCAAGUCACCGCUAUCCUGGAGAAGGCAUCAUCCAAGAGCACCGAUACCGAACUUUGCGGGCUCGUGAUACGCGAGCUGGGCUCAAAACUGGCUGGUAACGGAGAGCUUUUUUCUCGCUAUUCUUCUAAUACAGACACUAAGACAAUGACAGAAAUUGGCUACCAAAAUUCGGUCGACGAGUUUUUGAGUUUUUGCUACAAAUUCAUUGAGGAUAGGGUUUCUCGGAAGGAUGCUGCCGCCGUUUACAAUACAUGGCUGGUAAUAGAGCCAUUUCACAACGUCUUUUACAACUCUGCAAUAGAUUCUAUGAACAACAACCCGCAAAAUGGUUACUAUUAUUACCAUGUCAUGUCGAAAAUUGUGAGUUGUUUCUCAAAAAACAAACGGUACAGACACAUGGUCGAAAAACUGGUACUGAAUCUGCCUAUCGAGGCCAUUAAAGUGUCUCCCGAAUUGAUGGCUUCCUUAAUAUAUCACAGCGCAAGAACAGGAAAUUUCAACCUAGGAAAUGUUUUAAUGAACCAGUAUACUGACGAUACACUUGGUCUGCCUACCAGAUUCUCGCCGAACCAGCUAAGUGCCCUGCUUGCACUUUCUCUGAAAGAGGGCAAAUACGAUAGAGCCCAAGAAAUCUUAAAGUUUGCCAAAGACAACCUUAUUCGCUUCAACGCCAUUGAAUUCAACGAGCUUGUCAGAGCUGCUUUGAACGAUAGAAGCAAUGCCACGGCCGCCUGGUCCAUGAUUCUUGCGGCGAGCGCAAAGACUGCAAAGUAUGCGUACAACUCGUAUGUCACUCAUAUGAUGGACACAAAGAGAAUGGACUUCGACAAACUGGAAUACAUAUAUGACUGUGCAAAAGCCGGAGUGAGCGAAAAAGACGCUAACUUUUGGGAUUACUGGACGCUGAAUUACUUCAAAUAUAUUCACCGCAAAUAUGGCUAUCGCGCUGGGAUGGCCAUAUACAUCCGCUGUGUAUCAGAGGACCGGGUUUUCGAUGGUCUAGAUUACUAUAAGUAUCAGCCCAACCCGUAUCUCAGCAGACAUACCAAAGUUACUCUUCGAUUGAGCGACGCAACACGUCCGUUCAUUCUCCGAGACAUCUUCCAACUUGCGGUGUCCGACUACAAGCGCGCUGUCAAAGCAAACCAGGACUACGCGGUGGAAAAAGAAGCAUUAAAGGCGGUGAGCUUGUGGUGCUACCAGGAAUUCAGACUGCUUGGACAAAAAGACUCGAACGUGGCGUCGGACCUGAUAAAAACAAUCAACAAGAAGUCGCGGCGCGUUGGAGGCCAACGACCACAGAAUGGAGACUCGUUUGAAGAAACGUUCUUGACCAACUUGCUCGAGUACGAAAAGCAGCAUAGAAAAUAG
Ogataea angusta is the source of this 2136-nucleotide messenger RNA. RefSeq lists its product as uncharacterized. The transcript has a single exon. Lineage: Eukaryota; Fungi; Ascomycota; Pichiomycetes; Pichiales; Pichiaceae. The coding region runs from base 1 to 2136 and encodes 711 amino acids. The record is from RefSeq and is a predicted model, not a curated record.